CCCGCUGUUUCCUCUCUUCUCUCUCUCUCCAUCCUCAUUCUUUUCUCCAAUCUCCCUCUUCUUUCUUCAUCUCUCGCUUCUCCUUUUUCCCUCCGACAAACCUAAAACGAAGAUUCUCUCCGUAAAAUCGCUUUUGAAAUUACUGUACCCCUCUUUCCACCACCGCAGAUUCCCCUGGCGGCGGACACAUGGCCGCGACAUCGAACUCCGGCGAAGAUCCGGUUCUCUAUAACCACCACCGACCUCCUUUCCGCUUCGAGCUACUCCAAUCUCUCUCCCCCACUGAUCCGCGUUACUCUUCCUCGUCGAAUCCUUCCUCUACGAAUCGGCCUUCCUCCGUCUCUGAGCCGCUUCCGAAUUCACAAUCUCCGCAAAUUCCAGCUCACUGGGACGAGUCCUACUCGCCAAUCACUCAGAAAUUUCAGAAGAGCAGAAAGAAUCAUCGUAUCCAGCUUGGUUCCAUUCCAAACAUGCCUGGAGAAACCAUAGAUAUAGCUAAAGUAACAGUGAAACAAGAAUCUCCCCAAGACGUUAAACGUGGGUACAAGACAAAGGGAGCUAAACAGCCAAAGCAUGGGAAGCGAGAUGCGCAAAACGGUGGGAUGAACGUAGCUACGAAUAACUGCCGUUAUGAUAGUUCUCUAGGUUUGUUGACAAAGAAAUUCGUCAAUUUGAUCCGGGAAGCUGAGGAUGGAUCACUUGACCUCAACUAUUGUGCAGAUGUUUUGGAGGUACAAAAGAGAAGGAUAUAUGAUAUUACAAAUGUCCUUGAAGGAAUUGGAUUGAUAGAGAAAACUACAAAGAACCAUAUCCGCUGGAAAGGUGUUGACAAUCUUGGACAGAACAGCCUGGGAGACCAAAUCGCUAGGCUUAAGUUAGAAGUAGAAAGUAUGCAAUCUGAGGAAAGCAGGUUGGAUGAGCUUAUAAGGGAAAGACAAGAAGCUCUGAGAUCCUUGGAGGAAGAUGAAUAUUGUAGAAGGUACAUGUUUAUGACGGAGGAAGAUAUAACUAGUCUCCCACGGUUUCAGAACCAAACACUACUGGCAAUUAAAGCUCCUAUAGCUAGUUAUAUCGAAGUUCCAGAUCCUGAUGAGAUGAGUUUUCCGCAAAGACAGUAUCGGAUGGUGAUUAGGAGUAGAAUGGGACCGAUUGAUGUCUACCUUUUAAGCAAAUACAAAGGAGACAGUAUGGAAACAAGUGGGUCUGAUCAAAAUGCUGCAUCUGGAGUUGACACUCCUUCCUUGAAAAUAGUAACUUCAGAUACUGACUUAAAAACAGAUUACUGGUUCGAGUCAGAUGCAGAAGUGAGCCUCACAGAUUUAUGGAACAACUUUUGCUGAAAACUCUAAGUUAUUGAAACAUCAAACAUUUCAAUUCCUUCGGGGUGGAAGAAUGAAGUAAUACCAAUUUACAUGUUACGUUUUACUGCGACUUUGAGCCUAAAUCCUUAUAGUUUUUUUUUGUUUCCUUUCUCUUGUUUUAAUAAAUUAAAGAUGCCACAUUCUAAUGUCAAGAUAUAUAUAUGUCUGGACAAUUAUGUGAUAAAACUUGUAUUUUUAAUAAAAAUAUAUAACAUUAUAUUUUGGCCUU
Thlaspi arvense is the source of this 1590-nucleotide messenger RNA. The record is from the annotation of a GenBank genome assembly. NCBI's taxonomy places the organism in Eukaryota, Viridiplantae, Streptophyta, Magnoliopsida, Brassicales, Brassicaceae.